AACCCUAAACCCUAAUUGUCAUUUUAAAAGCACCAGCAGUGACUGAAAGUUUUGUGCGCCCCUAGCUACUAUCUUCUUGUAGGCAUAACCUCAACGCUCUUCGCUCAUAGUAUCGCAGAGAUGAGACCUCCUAGAGGCCGUGGUGGUGGUGGAUUUAGAGGAGGUAGGGGUGAUGGAGGUGGAUUUAGAGGAGGUAGGAGUGAUGGAGGUGGAUUUAGAGGAGGUAGGAGUGAUGGAGGUCGAGGCAGAGGCAGAGGUAGAGGUGGUGACAGAGGAGGAGGGCGUGGUGGAGGAAGGGGCCGUGGUGGACGUGGUGGUGGAAUGAGGGGUGGGAGCAAGGUUGUGGUAGAGCCUCAUAGACACGAGGGUGUGUUCAUCGCCAAGGGUAAGGAGGAUGCACUGGUUACUAAGAAUAUGAUACCUGGUGAAGCUGUGUACAAUGAGAAGCGAAUCUCUGUGCAGAAUGAAGAUGGCACUAAAAUUGAAUACAGGGUUUGGAACCCCUUCCGAUCAAAGUUGGCAGCUGCAGUUCUUGGUGGUGUAGACAAUAUAUGGAUUAAACCUGGUGCAAAAGUUCUCUACCUUGGAGCGGCUUCUGGGACUACAGUCUCUCAUGUUUCUGACAUUGUUGGCCCCGAUGGAGUGGUCUAUGCUGUGGAGUUCUCCCAUAGAAGCGGUAGAGACCUUGUUAACAUGGCAAAGAAGCGAACCAAUGUGAUUCCAAUCAUUGAAGAUGCAAGACAUCCAGCCAAGUACAGGAUGCUUGUUGGAAUGGUGGAUGUGAUAUUUUCUGACGUAGCUCAGCCUGAUCAGGCCAGGAUUUUAGCAUUGAAUGCUACCUACUUUCUGAAAAAUGGAGGUCAUUUUGUAAUUUCAAUCAAGGCAAAUUGUAUCGACUCCACCGUUCCUGCUGAGGCGGUAUUUGAGAGUGAGGUGAAGAAGCUCCAGCAAGAAGAGUUCAAGCCUGCUGAACAGGUCACCCUUGAACCUUUUGAGCGAGACCAUGCUUGUGUGAUUGGUGGAUACCGUAUGCCCAAGAAGCAGAAAGCAAAAGCCUAAGUGAUGUGGCUAUGCUUUAUGCCCUCUGCCGGAUGCGGGUUAAAUCUUGAUACUGAAUCUAAAAGCAGGCAACCAGAUGGACUCGGGUGGCAUUAUUGUUAGUGUUUUUUUUCCUGUUCUCUUUUUGAUUUUGACAAUGAAUGAAUGUUAAUCAAGGAUGCUGUUAAGAGCAUUUUAACUAUUUGUAAUAAGUCAGUGCGUUUGUUGUUGUACCCAUGCUUACAUGGGCCGUUACAUGUACCGAUUUGUGUAGUUUAUGUGACGUGCUAAACAAAUUUAUAGUAAACUAUCAUUUUGGUUAUCGAAAGAUACACUUUUUUCCAA
Messenger RNA from Tripterygium wilfordii, 1383 nucleotides. Its product is annotated as rRNA 2'-O-methyltransferase fibrillarin 1. The coding region runs from base 121 to 1059 and encodes 312 amino acids. Gene Ontology annotation, molecular function: RNA binding; rRNA methyltransferase activity; histone H2AQ104 methyltransferase activity. The record is from RefSeq and is a predicted model, not a curated record. NCBI's taxonomy places the organism in Eukaryota, Viridiplantae, Streptophyta, Magnoliopsida, Celastrales, Celastraceae. Gene Ontology annotation, cellular component: small-subunit processome; box C/D methylation guide snoRNP complex; nucleolus. Gene Ontology annotation, biological process: box C/D sno(s)RNA 3'-end processing; rRNA methylation. The transcript has 7 exons.